Messenger RNA from Choloepus didactylus (southern two-toed sloth), 1793 nucleotides. It is a transcript of the gene FBXO5, whose product is annotated as F-box protein 5. The coding region runs from base 57 to 1259 and encodes 400 amino acids. Lineage: Eukaryota; Metazoa; Chordata; Mammalia; Pilosa; Megalonychidae. The record is from RefSeq and is a predicted model, not a curated record. The transcript has 5 exons. Gene Ontology annotation, biological process: regulation of mitotic nuclear division; negative regulation of meiotic nuclear division. Gene Ontology annotation, cellular component: nucleus. Gene Ontology annotation, molecular function: protein binding.
AGCGCCCGCGGGCCUCGGGCGGUUAUAAAGAAGAAAAUACCACUCUUUCUGUCAAAAUGAAGUGUGAUUUUAAAUGUAACCAUGCUCAUUCUGGACUUAAACCAAUAAAACCUGAUGAUGGAAGACUGGGUUCCUACACUCCUGCAUAUUUGGAAGAUUCUUGUAAAGACUCCAUUAAAGACUAUGAAAGGUUAUCAUAUAUUGGAUCACCGAUUGUGAGCCCUAGAAGUAUAGAACUUGAAACAGAAAGCAAGCCCUUCCAUAACAAGGAAAAUCAACAUGUGCAACAAACACUUAAUAGUUCAAAUGAUAUAGAAGAGUUAGAGACCAGUAGACUUAAUGAAGACAGUGGCUAUUCCUCAUUUUCUCAACAGAGUAUCUUUAAUGAACAUGAAGAGGGUAGCCUCCUGCUGGAAAAUUACAGUGACAGUCCCCAAUCCUGCCUACUACAGACCCAAAGCCCAGACCAAUAUCCCAACAAAAACUUGCUGCCAAUUCUUCAUUUUGAAAAAGUGGUUUGUUCAACAUUAAAAAAGACUGCCAAGCGAAAUCCUAAGGUAGAUCGGGAGAUUCUGAAGAGGAUUAUAUGCAGUGGAAAUUUUAGACUACAGAAUAUAAUUGGCAGAAAAAUGGGCCUAGAAUGUGUUGAUAUUCUCAGUGAACUCUUUCGAAGAGGACUCAAACAUCUCUUAGCAAAUAUUUUAACACAGCUCAGUGAUAUGGACUUAAUCAAUGUGGCUAAAGUGAGCACAACUUGGAAGAAGAUUCUAGAAGAUGAUAAAGGGGCAUUCCAGUUGUAUAAUAAAGCAGUACAAAAAGUUACUGAAAACAGCAUUAAGUUUUCACCACAUGCUUCAACUAGAGAAUAUGUUAUGUUCAGAACAGCAUUAGCUUCUGUUCAAAAAUCAGCAGUCCAGACUCUCCCAAAAAAAGAUACGCUAGCAAACUUAUCCAGUCAAGCUGAUCAGAAGGGUUCUACAUACAGUCGACACAGUGAGUUCUCUGAGGUGGCUAAGACUUUGAAAAAGAAUGAAAGCCUCAAAGCCUGUAUUCGCUGUAAUUCACCUGCAAAAUAUGAUUGCUAUUUACAACGAGCAACCUGCAAACGGGAAAGCUGCGGAUUUGAUUAUUGUACGAGAUGUUUGUGUAAUUAUCAUGCCACCAAAGACUGUUCUAAUGGCAAGCCCCUAAAAGCCAGUUCUAAAAUGGGACCUCCACCUGGCACUAAAAAAAGCAAAAAGAAUUUAAGGAGAUUGUAAUCUUAAUUAAAUCAAUUGUGAAUGGCCAUGAAGGUUAGUUAGAUGUUAGGUUUUAAUUUAAAAAAAAAUAAUAAAUAAAAAUAAAUGUACUGAUAUUCUGUUUUAUGUUGAAAUCAGUGUAUUAUGUGGGGUUUUUUGCCCUCUUUAUAGAGGGCACACAACCUCUUAAAGUAUUUUAUAAUGUAAUGGCAAAAAAUUUAAAUGUGUCACUAUAAAUCAGAAAAUUUAUGUAAAUUUUAAGAAAAAAAGGAAAACUAGUGAGACAGUUAUCUGAUAUUUGUAAUUAAGAGGGUAAAAUAAAAUUGGUUGAAUUUUAAAGUAAAGGAUGUAAUUUUACCUAUACAAUCAUAAAUUUAAAACUUGAUUAUUUGGGGCAUUUUAUUUGCCUUACCAAAUUAGUACCAGUUGAACUAUCAACUUCUGUAGUCUGUUAAUUUAAAUGUUUUAUCACCUUACCUUUCAUUUUCAGUGUGUUUCCCCCCAAAACUGCUUUUGUGAAAUCUUGUUUUCCUUAUUUCUUCCUUAUUUCUAAUG